CUUUCCGCGCGCUGCACGCCUGAACCCCGCGGACCGGAUCGGCGGCGGCGGCGGCGGCGGCGGCCAAGCCCGGGAGGCGGAGGCGGGACGCGGGAGGCGGUGGCGGCGGCGGCAGUGCGCUGAGACGUAGCAGCGGCAGCAUGUCGGCCGGCGGAGCGGCAGUCCCGCCGCCCCCGAACCCUGCCGUGUCCUUCCCGGCGCCCCGGGUCACCCUGCCCGCUGGCCCCGACAUCCUAAGGACCUACUCGGGAGCUUUCGUCUGCCUGGAGAUUGUACUUGGGGGACUUGUCUGGAUUUUGGUUGCUUCCUCCAAUGUUCCUCUACCUCUGCUACAAGGAUGGGUCAUGUUUGUGUCUGUGACAGCUUUCUUCUUUUCGCUUCUCUUCCUGGGCUUGUUCCUCUCUGGUAUGGUGACUCAGAUUGAUGCCAACUGGAACUUCCUGGAUUUUGUCUACCAUUUCAUAGUCUUUGUCUUCUACUUCGGAGCAUUUUUACUGGAAGCAGCAGCCACCUCCCUGCAUGACCUGCAGUGCAACACAACCAUGACUGUGAAGCCACUACUGAAUGAUAACCAAUACAACAUCAACGUGGCCGCCACAGUUUUUACCUUUAUGACCACAGCUUGUUAUGGUUGCAGUUUGGGUCUGGCUUUGCGAAGGUGGCGACCGUAGCACUCCUUGGAAACGAACAGUAAUGUGCUGGUUUCAUUUGUCUGCUUUAUACGUCUGAGCACUUGGGUACCGUUUGUUCCAAUGUAACAUUCCAAACAUCGUUAGUUUAAUACAGAGAGAACAUCAGUGAAAGCUGGGGUUUCUUACAUGGAUGGGAUUUUCAUUUUAUUCUGAUAUUAGAGAGGUGUCAGUUCCUGCUUCAUCUCUCUUUUCUUUAAAUACACAGACACUGUUCACAAAACAAUAGUAUUCCUUUUCUUCCUUUCUUUCUUUCUUUUGUUUUGUUUUUGUUUUUGGUUGUCACCCAAACCUUAAUAAAAGUAAAUAACUAAAAUAAUA
This is a messenger RNA of Mastomys coucha (southern multimammate mouse), 1010 nucleotides long. RefSeq names its product mal, T cell differentiation protein 2 (gene Mal2). Gene Ontology annotation, molecular function: structural constituent of myelin sheath. Gene Ontology annotation, biological process: myelination. Bases 141 to 671 code for a protein of 176 amino acids. Gene Ontology annotation, cellular component: membrane. NCBI's taxonomy places the organism in Eukaryota, Metazoa, Chordata, Mammalia, Rodentia, Muridae. The record is from RefSeq and is a predicted model, not a curated record. The transcript has 4 exons.